CUGUCGGCCAGAGCGCCCUUCGCGGGACGCGCCCGCCUCUCUCGCCCGGGCGGCCCGGCUCCUCCGCGCACCGUCGCGGCUGCUUCACUCGGCGUCUCCCCCUCGGCCUCGGGGAUCGGCACCGCCCCUCGGCUCCUCAGCCCUCGCAUGGCGCGCCGCUCGCGCCCUCGCGGCCGCCUCGCCCUGUGGGCGCUGGGCGCCUGCUGCGCCGCGCCGCCCACGGCGGCGCCGAGGCCGCGGCCGCAGGCCUGCUGGGUGCCGAGCGGCGCUGCGCCGGCGCCGCGGCGGUCUGCCCUGUCCGUGCUGGUGGGCGCGGCCGCCGGCACUGCCGGAAGGCCUCGUGCCCUGGCGGACGAGUCGUGCGAAGCUGUUUGCAGCCAGGAGUGUGCGAAGGAGCCCAACACGGCGAUGCGGCGAGCUUGCGGAGAGGAGUGUGCUGCGGCGUGCGGCUCGGACGACACGUCUGGCGGGCUGGGCCGCCCUGGGUUCGGCGGCCUGGAGGCGCAGGCCGAGGCGCUGAUCAAGAAGAAUGUGCUGGAUCCUCUUGUCAAUACCCGGCGACUACCUCAACUCUGUGUUCACGUACCCAGGCCUCGACAAGGAGAGGCUGGAGAAGAGUGCGAGGGACGAGGAGCGCUUCAUGAGGGAGAUGGGGAACGGGGCCAUAGCUCGUCGCCUCGGGAAUGCCAUCCAGGAAGGCAAACUUGA
This is a messenger RNA of Prorocentrum cordatum, 708 nucleotides long. The record is from the annotation of a GenBank genome assembly. NCBI's taxonomy places the organism in Eukaryota, Dinophyceae, Prorocentrales, Prorocentraceae.